Musca vetustissima is the source of this 1158-nucleotide messenger RNA. Its product is annotated as pickpocket protein 19-like. Gene Ontology annotation, biological process: sodium ion transmembrane transport. The coding region runs from base 1 to 1158 and encodes 385 amino acids. Gene Ontology annotation, cellular component: membrane. The record is from RefSeq and is a predicted model, not a curated record. The transcript has 4 exons. Gene Ontology annotation, molecular function: ligand-gated sodium channel activity. NCBI's taxonomy places the organism in Eukaryota, Metazoa, Arthropoda, Insecta, Diptera, Muscidae.
AUGUUUUACCCAAACGAAUUGGCUUAUUUUAAGAAAACCAAUUUUAAACAUCCAAACGGACUGCUAACAUUCAACGAAGCUGCAGUCCAUCAUACCAACCCCCGGCGACCACAAAAAUAUUUCAAAAACAGAGUUUUGCAACGUCUGCUACAAUUUUGUAAAAAUUCCAUACAUGGUGUAAAUCAUAUUUUCGAACCGAGGGAACGGCCUGCGGUACGGUUAUUUUGGUUAUUGGUGGUAGUAGCCGCCUUAAUUGGUUGCAUAGUUCUGUACAUCGAUGUGACCAAGCGUCAUGGCGAAGAAGUCCUUGUUACAGUGGUCGAAACAUCACAUUUACCCAUACAUAAAAUUAGUUUUCCCGCAGUGGCCGUUUGUCCCUUCAAUCACAUCAAUUGGAUGCGUUACAAAGCGGCUGAGGAGAAAUUCCUACCACGCUAUACAGCCAAGGAGGCAAAGAGUGCCUUUUAUAAUCUCAUGGUUUUAAUGGAACGUAUUACCUUUUCCAGACUGGAUCCUAUAAAGGAGUUCUUAAACACAAAGAAAGUACCAUGGUCGGUACGAAAUAUUGUACUCUCAGAAGUGGCUAAAUAUAUGGCACUGCGUUGUGAUGAAAUUUUCCGUUGGUGUUCGUACGAUGAAACGCAACAUGAUUGUUGUAAAAUUUUCGUUCCCGAAUAUACGGAAAAGGGUGUGUGUUUGGUAUUCAAUUCGGUCAUAUCGAAGGAAUCGAAAAUUAAGAAGUUAACUGAUAACUAUUAUCCCUGGAGAGCCCGAUCGAGUGGGGAACGUUCAGGUUUAUCGUUUAAAUUACGUUAUAAUAGCAGUGUUAUUAGACCCGAAUCUGAUGUACCAUUUGCUUUUAGUGUCCUAAUUAAAGAAUCCGAAGAAUGGAGUGAUUCUCUAUUUAAUAUUCUGCAUGAGAAUACACAUACUAGUUUGAUGGUAACACCAAUAAUAACCGAGACCUCUCGAAAUACUCGUCACAUUAAUCCAGCGAAACGUAAAUGUUUAUUUCCGAAUGAAAAAUCCCGUAAAUACUAUCGAAUUGAGGGCCUGCAAUUUAACAAGGUCAAUUGUCGGGUGCAGUGUGAGCAGAGAUAUUUAUUAGAUGCCUGUAACUGUACAAUGUCUAUGUUUUUCCCAGGCAUACGUAAGUAA